AUGUCCAGGCCUGCGGCUCUGCAGCACUGCAGGCUGUGCCUUUGGGCCGCGAGCCUAAAACUCUUGGAAUUCGCUGCGCCCGAGGCUCGGACCCAUGGCGCAGGCUAUGUCACCUCGCAAUCCCCCGCGGUUUCUCGCGGCCAUGAAGCUCGCUAUGCCACCUCUCGCCAGUUCGCAUUCACACCUCGCGGGCCUCACGGCAAUGGUGUGUUGCCGGUAGCCGCCUCGCCGAUCCGAUCCGACUCCAUCGAAAUUCCCGUUUUGACAGCCGUCGAAAGAUCCGCUCGGAGCCACCUUCCACCUUGGGCCAUGGCCGAGCCCUGGGCCUGGUCCUCGUCAGGGAGUGUAGCUUACAUUCCUACAUCCCUUUCGAUCGCCCUUCUCUGCCCUGCCCUGCUUGGAGAUGGUCAGCAUGAGCAAGGCCUUCGAUCUGAGACAUACCUUACCGCCGCCCCGCAGCUGGCGACCCUGAGUUGGAUCGACCCUCACAACCAGGCACGUGUCCGUCAUUGCGUCGUCGCCACCAGCGUCGUCGAGGCCAUCGCGCUAUCCCACUACCACUAUCCCUACCCGACCUUCGCCUCGACAUCCUCAUACCACCCUGCUGCGCACGUUCCGAACCCUAGCCCAGCAGCCAUCCCGAUCUUUUCAUAUACACAUCAGCAUCAGCUUCAUAAGUGCACAUUGCCGACGAUCAAUCUGCCGUGUCGCCGCCCGCCUUCAUCUUGCAGCCUCGGAUCGUCGAGUCGACAUCAACAACAACAAACACCACCUAGCCAGGCACGCCGAGAGCUGCGAACCAUCAACAACAUCACCGACAUCCAACAUGACGAGGCUCACCAAUUGAGUCGCGCAUCUAGCCUUCCUGCCAGUCUAGCCACCUAG
This is a messenger RNA of Moesziomyces antarcticus, 885 nucleotides long. RefSeq lists its product as uncharacterized. Lineage: Eukaryota; Fungi; Basidiomycota; Ustilaginomycetes; Ustilaginales; Ustilaginaceae. The transcript has 4 exons. The coding region runs from base 1 to 885 and encodes 294 amino acids. The record is from RefSeq and is a predicted model, not a curated record.